This is a messenger RNA of Trichoderma harzianum CBS 226.95, 1761 nucleotides long. RefSeq lists its product as hypothetical. The transcript is spliced from 2 exons. Gene Ontology annotation, molecular function: nucleic acid binding; tRNA-intron lyase activity. The record is from RefSeq and is a predicted model, not a curated record. Gene Ontology annotation, cellular component: tRNA-intron endonuclease complex. Gene Ontology annotation, biological process: tRNA splicing, via endonucleolytic cleavage and ligation; tRNA-type intron splice site recognition and cleavage. Lineage: Eukaryota; Fungi; Ascomycota; Sordariomycetes; Hypocreales; Hypocreaceae. The coding region runs from base 1 to 1761 and encodes 586 amino acids.
AUGGCUGAGAUGCAAGUUCAUACUGAGCCCCCUUCCAUAGGCAAGGCUUCACCUGCACCCCAAGCCCAACCCCAAGCCCAGGCCAACGGCAAGGCCCAGGCCAAAUCGCAAGCUGCACAACAGCAACCGCGAGGUCCAUCCAUCCACCAGAUAUACGCGCUGCCUGCACCCAUCCGAACCUUUCCCCUCCCAGCCUUCUACCCCAACAACCCUAUCUCACUGGUCCAUGUCGCCUACGCAUGGUUGGGUCAGGUUUUCCGGCCGCCGCCCGUAGAGCCUGCCGUUGUCCACCAUGGCGUCUGGUCUGAGACGACAAUCUCUGUACACAUCAAAGAUGAAAAGUCUAUGAGGGCCUUGUGGGAGCAAGGCUUCUAUGGCAAGGGCAACCUCAGUCGAAGUGAGCCGAACUGGCUCAAGAGAGAGCAGGUUCAGCGAGGACUCCAGGAAGUUCACGUCAGCGAGAUUUUCACGCAGCAGAGGCGAGAUGAGCGAGCACAAGCCAAGUGGGAGCGUGCGCGACUUGAACAAGAAGCCAUAUUGAAGACGAAGCUUGAAGAGGAGCGGCUGGCUGAAGCUCGCCGUCUGGCAAAACAAGCGGCUGUCGUCUCAGACUUUCCCAAGCUCCCCCUUGCACCCGUUGGCCCGUUAGAGCUCCUCGCACUCCCAAACUCAGCGGUAGUCAUCGUAUCACGGCAGGAGCCCGUUCUGGCGCCUUUGCCGUUUCUUGCACCUGUCGGUCCCCUGCAGAUUCUGGCACUGCCAAACUCGGCGGCCGACGUUGUCAAGUUUACGCAAGUAAAGGCAGAUGCUGAUGUGGCCCCCAUCAAUAACGCAAACGGAUCAUUGACUCAGUCUUCUUCCAACCACGGUUCGUCUACUGAUGAGUCCGAGGAGCCCCGAACUCCCAUCGCCACCGAGACCCCAGAGCUGUUUAGAGACGACCGAUCUGUAAUCUCAUCGAGUGAUGGCACGGGAAACAAGACGUUGCAACGCAGAAAGAGCGUGCGAUUUUCUCCCACGGUGGAAUCGGCAACGUACAAAGCCUCCGACCCCCCAAGCCCCAACCGCUCCCCGCCCGUGUUGUAUUCCCAGCCAUCCCAGGCCAACGGCAAUGACAAGUCGAUGAGCCAACCCCUGUCCCAACUGCCGUCAGCAAGCGUCCUCGUGUCAGAUCCCAUCAUCAACAAGGAGCACCUCCAACUGAUGCCAGAGGAGGCCUUUUUCCUCUCUUUUGGCCUUGGGGUUCUGGAAAUCACGGAUCCUGCGUCUGGCAGAGUGCUGUCGCGUCAAGACCUCUUUAAUCUGUUCCGGCAAUACUCUUAUUUCCCUCCCCGAAACGGUCCAGACGAGCCCGACCUCGAGCCCGAUGACGGAUUCCUCGUCCAUUAUGCCGUGUACCAUCAUUUCCGAUCUCUGGGGUGGGUCCCUCGAGCAGGCAUCAAAUUCGGAGUCGACUGGCUGCUGUACGCCAGGGGACCGGUGUUUGACCAUGCCGAGUUUGGACUGAUUGUGAUCCCCUCGUACUCAGAUGCUUGGUGGAAAAAGGAGGGCAAACAAGGCCCCCGGAAACCGUGGUCAUGGCUGCAUAGCGUUGUACGAGUCCUGUCCCACGUCACCAAGAGUUUGGUGCUGAUCUACGUGGAUGUGCCGCCUCCUCACAAGUUUGAAGAAGCGCUCAAGGACGGCAUCACGGAGGCAAUGAAGCUGUACAAGGUCAGAGAGGUCAUGGUAAAGAGAUGGUCGAGCAAUCGAAACCGAUGA